Daphnia pulicaria is the source of this 2305-nucleotide messenger RNA. RefSeq names its product cytochrome P450 4c3-like. The transcript has 15 exons. Gene Ontology annotation, molecular function: heme binding; monooxygenase activity; iron ion binding. Lineage: Eukaryota; Metazoa; Arthropoda; Branchiopoda; Diplostraca; Daphniidae. The record is from RefSeq and is a predicted model, not a curated record. The coding region runs from base 475 to 2076 and encodes 533 amino acids.
ACAAAAAAUUAAAAUCCAAAAAAAAAAGAACAAAAAAACUAAAAUUAACAAAACAAAAUAACAAAAAAAAGGAAUGCAUUUUUUCGCAAAUUUUUAAUGUGGAUGUUUGUAUUGUAUACUGUUUCCAGAGGCCAUUACAAUUUACAGAAUCCUUCCUACUCUUAAUCUGGUUGUACAAUGUAAUUUUGUAUCAGAUAAAGUUGAGUGUACACAAAAAGGACGGACGUACCGAUGGAGCCUCGUGCUGCCAAUUUAGACCAACAUCCAACACGCUUGACAGUUGACUUUAUCGAUUAUUUUAUCGGCAUUGAAGUCAAGGUUAUAUCAACAAUCAUCUGUAAACUAGUGGGGUCCAAUUUUUUCGACAGUCAUCAAAUUGACUACUGCUGAACUAGACCAGUUUAUUUAUAACUCGAAUUAGCUUCCGAGUAGAAGCUUGAAAUAGUUCGUCAAGAUUUCCUCAUUCAAUUCGACAUGGAUUCAGCUAACGGAAUUUGGAUUAGCAGCUUCUCCGUCUACACAGUGACCACCAUUUUGGCUACCAUCGUUGGUCUGGCUUUGAUGAAACGAUACCGUUUCAUGAAGCGAUGCGACAAACUCUACGGACCACCAACUGAUAUUCCGUUAUGGGGAGGUGGAUCACUGAUAUUUGUCCCACCAGAUGAAAUUAUGAACCUUCUCCUGGUGUUGCACAACAUCUUUGGCCGUAAGUCUGCCAGCGGGAUGGUACGCGCUUGGAUCGGUCCUUUGCCCAUGUUUUUUGCUACGACCGCUGAAGCUGCCGAGGUGGUGCUCAGUAGCCAAAAGAUAAUCACCAAGAGCCGCGAGUACGAAUUCCUCCACCCGUGGUUAAACACAGGCCUUUUGACAAGCACAGGUAGCAAGUGGCAAGGGCGACGUAAACUUUUAACACCGGCGUUUCACUUUAAAAUCCUCGAGGAUUUUGUGCAUGUGUUUGACGAACAAAGUCGAAUAAUGGUGAAUAAGUUGAAUCAAGCCGUGGUCAAAAGCAACGAGCUCAACAUCUUCCCGUUCGUUACGCUGUGCACUCUUGACGUCAUUUGCGAGACGGCCAUGGGAAGGAACGUUGAUGCUCAGAGUAAAACCGACUCCGACUAUGUUCAAGCAGUUUACAAUAUGAGCCAGCUUAUUCAGCACCGACAGAUAAGGUUCUAUUUAUGGUCGGACUGGAUGUUCAAACUGAGCUCGCACUGGCCAGAGCAGUGCAAAGCGUUGGAUAUUCUGCACGGAUUCACCAACAAAGUUAUUCGAGAACGGAAGUUGGAACAUCAACAAAAUAAAAGGCAAACUCCUGACAUCGUUGAGGAUUCUCAAAAAACGGAGGAUGCCUUUACGUCACCGAAGCGACGUCGCCUGGCAUUUUUGGAUCUUUUGAUUGAAGCGUCUAAAGACGGCACUGUAUUGAGCGAUUCUGACAUACGUGAAGAGGUGGACACAUUCAUGUUUGAGGGCCACGACACGACUUCGGCUGCCAUUACUUGGUCCAUUUUAUUGAUUGGAAGUCAUCCGGAAGUGCAGGAACUGGUUAACGAAGAAUUAGACCGUGUUUUCGGUGAUUCUGAUCGACCCGUUACAAUGGCAGAUUUAAAUGAAUUGAAGUAUCUCGAGUGUUGCAUCAAGGAAGCACUGCGUUUGUACCCGAGUGUUCCAAUCAUCAGCCGUACCUGUCAGGAAGAUGUCAUCAUAGGUGACGAUGAAAUACCUGCUGGUACUUCCGUAUCUAUUUGUCCGUAUUUCUUGCAUCGCGACCCUAAAUACUUUCCAGAUCCGGAGCUCUUCCAGCCCAAGCGUUUUCAAGCGGAGAACUCGGAGAAGCGCCAUCCUUAUUCGUACGUCCCUUUCAGCGCUGGACCAAGGAACUGCAUCGGUCAACGCUUCGCUCUGCUGGAAGAGAAAUCCAUCAUUUCGGCUGUAUUCCGCAACUUUCACGUCCGAUCGCUGGAUAAAAGAGAGGAAAUUAUUCUGAUGGCGGAAUUGAUUCUACGUCCCCGUGAUGGCAUCAGAGUUCAUCUUGAACCCAAAAAGAAGCAAUUAAUAUGGAAAAGAAAUUAUUAAACUUAAACAAAGCUGUUAAGAUGGCGCUAAUGGGAGGACUUCGGAAAUCAAUGGGAAUUUCUUUGUUAAUUUUAUGCGACCAUUUUAUCAUAUGCAAAUUCAUAGAACGUGUAGAGACGAUUACCUUGGAUGCAACGUGCAGAUUCUAAUUAUUUGAUACAUAACGAAUUUUUCAUUUCAUUAAAAAUGGUGUAAAAAUACUGUACGACAAAAUAUAAAAUACGAUGGA